GCAGGCGGUAAGAUGGCGGUGCGGUGACGGCGUCUCUCUGUGUCUCUCUCUCUCUCGCUCUGUCUCCGCGACCGACCGACCGACCGACACAGCGCCGGGCCCUCAGCGGGUGGCUCCCGGCGGGACACUGUGCAGGAGGUUGUGGGUUGAAUCCCCGCCCCACCCCCUCAGAGCUAACAGAUGAAGGUGGUGAACCUGAGGCAGGCCAUUCUUCAGGCCUGGAAGGAACGAUGGAUGGACUAUCAAUGGGCCAUAAACAUGAAGAAGCUUUUCCCCAAGGGUCCUACCUGGGACCUCCUUGGACUCUCAGAUCAUCUCCUGGAACAAGCGCUGGUGGGCCCCUCCCCCAAUCCCCUGAUUAUGUCUUAUUUGAAGUAUGCCAUAAAUUCACAGAUGGUUUCCUAUGCAAGCGUGCUGUCGACUAUUGCAAAGUUUGAAGAUUACUCUCGAGAGCUGUGUGUCAAAGCACUUCUUGAACUUAUGGACAUGUUCUGCGAUCGACUCAGCUGCUAUGGGAAAGCAGAGGAGUGUAUCAGCCUGUGCCGGGCUUUGCAGAGCUCCCUGGCCUGGCUGCUGCGCUGCGCCAAUCAUUUUGCUGAAAAGCAGAAGGAGAUGCCAGAUCCGAGCUCUGGCGAAGAACAACUUCAGCUGUGCACCAAGCGGCUGGAGAAGACCGUCAGCAGCACGAAGAAUAGGUCCUUACUGCACAUCGCCAGGCUGGAGGAGCAAGGUGGGUGGACCAAUGUGGAGCAGGCGCUCGUCAAACUCUCAGAAAACAUCAACAAGAUAAACAGCCAUCAGCUGCGGAUGAGGCUGGAGGAGUGCGCCACGCUGGUCAAGAGUAUUCCAGUAUUAACCGUUCAGUGUGAGAAAAACACUAAGAUGGAGUUCCCCACCGUUCAUGCCCUGAUCAUGUUGGAGGGAACCUUGAACCUCACGUCCGACACACAGUCACUGGUGGAGCAGCUCAUCAUGGUGAAGAGGAUGCAGCGAAUCCCAGCCCCACUCUUUUUACUGGAGAUCUGGAAGGCCUGCUUUGUGGGACUUAUUGAAUCACCAGAAGGAACAGAAGAGUUGAAGUGGACAGCGUUCACGUUCCUCAAGAUUCCACAGGCUUUACUCAAACUUAAGAAGUAUCCGCUUGGAGAUAAGGACUUUACUGACGAUGUGAACACUGCUUUUGAGUUUUUACUCAAACUGACUCCACUUCUAGACAAGGCAGAUCAGAGGUGCAACUGUGACUACGUUAGUCUUCUGCUUCAGGAAUGUGGAAAACUAGGACUGCUCUCAGAGGUCAACAUGAAAAACCUAGUCAAUAAAAGGACAGCAGACAGGGAGCUGGCUCCACGGUUAAAAUCUGCUGAAAACGCCAACAUUCAACCCAACCCAGGCCUGAUCCUACGUGCAGAACCCACGGUCACGAAUAUCCUAAAGACCAUGGAUGCUGAUCACUCCAAAUCGCCGGAGGGACUCCUGGGGGUCCUGGGCCACAUGCUCUCGGGGAAGAGCCUGGAUUUACUCCUGGCAGCCGCUGCGGCCACCGGCAAACUGAAAUCAUUCGCCAGGAAGUUUGUCAAGUUAAAUGAGUUUGCCAAGCACAUCAGUGGUGAAGGGUCAAAGGUAGCGUCAGUCCGAGCCCUGCUGUUUGACAUCUCCUUCCUCAUGCUGUGUCAUGUGGCUCAGACCUAUGGGUCGGAUGUGAUUCUGUCGGAGCCCGGUGUCUCGGGGGAGGUUGUGUUCUUUGAGACGUGGAUGCAGACCUGCAUGCCUGAGGAAGGGAAGAUCUUAAACCCGGAGCAGGGAUUCCGAGCUGAUCCUACCAAAGUGGAGUCGCUGGUCGCUCAUCUCAACUCCUCCACUGAAAUGAAGCUUGCUCAGGUGAAAUGGCACGAGGUGUGUUCGUGCACGCCAGCUGCUAUCCUGGAGGUGCUCAAUGCCUGGGAGCACGGGCUGCUAACCUUCGAGGCUGUUCAGAAAAUCACAGAUAACAUCAAGGGAAAGAUCUGCAGCAUGGCAAUCUGUGCUGUGGCCUGGCUGGUUGCCCACGUCAGGAUGUUGGGCCUUGAGGAGCGUGAGAAGCCGCUACAGAUGAUCAGCCAGCUGGUGACGCCACUGUAUGCCGAGAACACACUUCAGUUCUACAAUGAACGUGUGGUUAUCAUGAACUUGAUACUGGAGCAGAUGUGUGCUGACGUCCUGCAGCAGACGGCGACCUCUAUCAAGUUUUCUUCAGCCAACCUGGACCCCAUCCCCUACCGCAACCUGCUGCCCGUGAAGCAGCCAAUAAAGGAGGUGCUCGUCUCCACCUUCAACGACACCCUGGUGAAAGGCUGGGUGGACAGCCGCUCCAUCCACGUGUUUGAGGCCCUGCUACACAUGGGAGGCGUGUACUGGUUCUGCAAUAACCUGGUUAAGGAGCUGCUGAAGGAGACGAGGAAGGAGCACUGUUACAAGGCCGUGGAGCUGCUGCACAGUGUGUUUUGUUUGGACAUGCAGCAGAUCACGCUCAGUCUGCUGGGUCACAUCCUGCCUUCACUGCUGACCAACUGCUUGAAGUGGCAGUUGCUGAUGGACCCGCCUGGAAGAGCUCUUGCCAAGCUUUCAGUCUGGUGUGCUCUGAGCUCUUAUUCGUCUCAUAACAAGAGUCAGGUGACGGCGAAACAGAGGAAAAGACACCGGGAGGACAUUGAGGACUACAUCAACCUCUUCCCAUUGGAUGACAGUCAGCCAUCAAAACUCUUGCGUUUAUUGAGCUCAAACGAAGAGGAUCCGAAUAUCCUCUGCAGUCCGGGGGAUCGAUCGAUGAGUAGCUCCUUGUCAGCCUCUCAGCUGCACAAUAUAAACAUGAGAGACUCGCUGAACAGAAUACUGGCAAACCUGUUCCUAUUAAUCUCCUCCAUCCUGGGCUCCAGGGUGGCCGGCCCACACACCCAGUUUGUUCAGUGGUUCAUGGAAGAGUGCGUUGAGUGUUUGGAUCAAGGCAGCCGGGGCAGCAUCCUUCAGUUCAUGCCUUUCACCAUGGUUUCGGAACUGUUGAAACUGCCUGCGCUGUCCAAGCCAAAGACGGUGCUCGCCAUCACGGAUCUGGGGCUGCCCUUGGGUCGCAGGGUGGCAGCCAAAGCCAUCGCUGCCCUUUGAAGAAAAGUAAGAAUCUCUCCGCAUACCUCACCCCUCAAGCCCAAGUAGGUGAAAAGCUUAAGAUAUGACUGCACUAUGACUGGGUAAAGGUAACCAUUGGUAUGCAUCAGACACAGUUGAUAUGAGUCUUAAGUUGUACGUUGUGCUUGCCAACUCAUACCCACACACCAUUUGAUAUCCACCAUGAACAGGCAGUUAGAUGCGUGUUCCUAGGAAAACAAGCCAUGUCAGUGAUGUUGAUAUUCAAGGUUCAUCUUAAUUUUUUGGCGGUUUACGUAUUGACUAUCGUUCCAAUACAGAAUACAUGGCAGCACAGAGCAGGCCAUUUAGCUAAUCCAAUCCCAAUUCCCCACUCUUUCCAUACGCUUUUUUUUGUAGUCUUCCUCCUCAAAUCGAUCUAAUUGCUAUGUUCUUAGAUGUAAUAGUGACUUGUGACAAUGUGUUGCAUAUUCUAAUAUCCCUAUUUAUUCUAAUCUCUUCUUAACUUUUCUAGUGAUGCUCCAUAGCUGAUGCCCCCUUUAUUUUCCCAGCAGCUGGAGUAACAUUUCACCAUCUCCCCUCUAAAAAAUUGUCAGAAUGUUAAAAUUCCUAUUAAAUCCCCUUGUAAUCCUGGAGUUCCUCUUACUGAUGUAAACCGCUUGCUGUAAUCACCAGUAGUUUGGCCUUCAGGUUCAUAUUGCCCAACCAAACACAAAUGAGAACAACUCUCUAAAUGAUGUGUGACCGGAAAUAGGGUAGGAACAUGUGAUGUCUCUGAACAUCUGUCCUGCACCAAUUGCUGGAGUGUGAUGGUUUGCCAACAGUGCGUGGUCGGGGGCCUGACCUCAUUGUCUCCUCUGACUGGCUGUUAAUUGACUUCAGGGGAAAACUGCGCAGAAUUUGCAGUUUGUCAAUUUUAUUGUCAGCUUGUGUGGAAUGUACCACUGUGGUUAAGAGUAUCCAAGCCAAGUUGAGAGAUCAACAUAUGUACGACAACAAAUCUAUCCCAUGUGGACUGAAGUGUGCAUUUUCUCUCUCUCUUUCGCUUCCACUUUCCCUUCCACUUUCCUUUCCCUGCCCCCCCCCCCAACCCCAAUGGAGGGACAGUUCCUGGUCACCUAAAGUCAAUGUCAGGCACAAGUUUGGCAAGAGCCAAGGUGGAGGGGGUUGCGGUGGGGUGUGGAGGCAGAAACUGCUAUUGUUGCGUUACAAAUACAUCAGGAAGCUGGUUUGUUGGGAUUAAUUAAUAAUGGUUUGACUGCUCGAAAGCAAAGUGUUCCUUUUUUUCCCUUUUUUUAAAAAAAAACAAUCUCGUUUCGUAAGUUUAUUGUAAAUUAUGGUGUAUUUCCCCCCAAAUUGGAGCAUCAACUCUCAAAGCUUUGCAUUGUAAUUUCACUCCCUUUUGGGUUUUAAGGUAAAAGGAUGAUUUAUAUUAGCCGAUGUACAUCCUCUCUCUGCUUACAGUGGCCCCCACACCUUAGACACUGAAUGUGGUUAACUUGUUGACCUUUAGUUGGAUUGCAUAAAGUUCAGGAGACUCAUUCCUGUUGGCAACCAAUCCACCCGACCUCGCCUCUGCGCAGGCCACUGGAAGGACAGUUCAGAAAUCAUUAGAGUUGGCGGCUUCGGAGAGUGGUUGGCAGCCCUUACUCCCGGUCAGAUUGAAAGGAAUCCCACCUUCAACGUCCAUGUGCUGGAGAGCUGCUGAAAUCAGCACAGCAAGUGGGUCAGCCUCAACACCGCUGUUACCGGAGGCUCCUACUGAAGGCAUCAUCGGGUCUUCUGUUGGAAACGUUUAAACAUCUGAUUAGAAGAACCGGACUCGUAUCAGCUUCUGCUCUUGGUGUGCCUGCCUCAUGGUUCUUUUGUCGUUGGAAUAUGAUAGUUGCUCAGCUUAUUUCCGGUAUCUUUCUGAAGAUUGAGGUCGUGUUUUCUUGUGUAUUAUAUUAUGUUUUCCAGGGUUGCACACUUUUUUUAAAUUUACAUCCUGGAUUUGUUUUGUAAAUUAUUUUUUUCCCUUUUACAUCUUUAGAUUUUGUAUAAAAAAAGAUAUCUUUCCUGUUCCUGUCCCCUGGAACAGACCCAUCUGCUCCCUCCCAUUCCCUGAUGUGUGUGUUUUUUAAUCAAGCAAUCGUCUUGUCUAGCAAGCAUUAGGCCUCUCCUGCUGCUGCUCUGAGAUGCACGUCAGGAAAACGAACACUGCAAUAAAUAAGAUAUGACGAAAA
This is a messenger RNA of Callorhinchus milii (elephant shark), 5342 nucleotides long. RefSeq names its product mediator complex subunit 24 (gene med24). NCBI's taxonomy places the organism in Eukaryota, Metazoa, Chordata, Chondrichthyes, Chimaeriformes, Callorhinchidae. The record is from RefSeq and is a predicted model, not a curated record. Gene Ontology annotation, molecular function: transcription coregulator activity. Gene Ontology annotation, cellular component: mediator complex. The coding region runs from base 181 to 3138 and encodes 985 amino acids. The transcript is spliced from 26 exons.